AUCGUUGUGUAAGCACCAUCUCCAAUAACCUGUCAUUUUCAUAAUCUAUUCAUCUUCUCAACAAGAAGAUUAUCAAUUUUGAAUAAACUCUGACAUGCUUUCUCUAUAUAUAACUCCCUCCACACCCCUUUCACGAGAACACCAGGCCUACUGCAGGUUUCUGUGCAACACAUGCAUUUGUAAGGGAUUAUUUCAUGCUUUUCUGAGGGACUAUUUUCCUGCCAGGUUUGGGUCCUUGAGCUUGAAAAGACUCAUCUAAUGGAGAUAUCCAAUGGGCAUGUGACCGAACUUAGUGUCACACAAGGAGAGCCAAUGCUGGUUCCACCAGCAGAGGAGACAAAGAAGGGUCUGUACUUCCUCUCAAACCUUGACCAGAAUAUUGCAGUGAUCGUUCGGACUAUUUACUGCUUCAAGUCCGAUGAGAAGGGGAAUGAGCAAGCAGGGCAAGUCAUCAAGGAUGCUUUGGCAAAGGUUCUUGUUCACUACUACCCACUUGCUGGGCGGCUCACAAUCAGUUCAGAGGGAAAGCUGAUUGUGGAUUGCACAGGGGAUGGUGCUGUUUUUGUUGAUGCAGAGGCAAAUUGUACUAUUGAGGAGAUAGGGGACAUCACAAAACCUGAUCCAGCGACCCUAAGUAAGCUGGUUUAUGACAUUCCUGGUGCGAAGAACAUACUGGAGAUUCCUCCUCUGGUGGCUCAGGUAACUAAGUUCAAGUGUGGAGGAUUUGUCCUCGGCCUGUGUAUGAACCACUGUAUGUUUGAUGGGAUUGGGGCUAUGGAGUUUGUAUACUCAUGGGGUGAAACUGCCAGAGGCUUGCAGCUAAGUGUUCCACCUUACCUUGACAGAAGCAUCCUAAAAUCCCGGGACCCACCAAAGAUGGAGUUUCCUCACCAUGAAUUUGCAGAAAUAGAAGAUAUAUCCAACACUGCCAACCUUUACCAGGAAGAAAUGCUCUACAGGUCAUUCUGUUUUGACCCUGAUAAGCUUGAUCAACUGAAGAUGAAUGUCAUGAAAGAAGGAAUUCUCAAGAAAUGCACUACUUUUGAAGCUCUCUCUGCAUUCGUGUGGAAAGCACGCAGUCAAGCGCUAAAAUUGAGGCCUGACCAACAGACAAAGCUUCUUUUUGCGGUGGAUGGAAGGUCUAGAUUUGAUCCAGCAUUACCGAAAGGGUACUUUGGCAAUGGAAUUGUGUUAACAAAUUCUGUGUGUAGCGCAGGUGAACUGUUGGAGAACCCACUAUCGUUUACAGUCGGGUUAGUUCAGAAGGCAGUGCAGAUGGUGACAGAUAGCUAUAUGAGAUCAGCUAUCGAUUAUUUUGAAAUAACAAGAGCUAGGCCUUCUUUGGCAGCUACACUUUUGAUAACUACUUGGUCUAGGCUUGCUUUUCACAGUGCGGAUUUUGGAUGGGGAGACCCUCUUCUAUCAGGGCCUGUUGCACUGCCUGAGAAGGAAGUGAUCUUGUUCCUAUCUCAUGGGAAAGAGAGGAGAAGCAUAAAUGUGCUACUUGGGUUGCCCACCUCUGCCAUGAAGAUCUUUGAAGAACUGAUGCAAAUCUAGAAAGAAUAAGAGAUGAUGCAUUUGAUGGUGAUAUUUCUGGAAACUCUUUCUGGACUUAUUUAUUGAAGGAGUUGUCCUAGAAUAUGUGUUUCUGAUGGAAUAAUUAGCAUUUCCUGAGGCCACUUCUUGCACAAGUUGUUCAAAGAGGAGUAAGAC
This is a messenger RNA of Telopea speciosissima, 1713 nucleotides long. RefSeq names its product omega-hydroxypalmitate O-feruloyl transferase-like. Gene Ontology annotation, molecular function: acyltransferase activity, transferring groups other than amino-acyl groups. The record is from RefSeq and is a predicted model, not a curated record. NCBI's taxonomy places the organism in Eukaryota, Viridiplantae, Streptophyta, Magnoliopsida, Proteales, Proteaceae. The transcript has 3 exons. The coding region runs from base 259 to 1557 and encodes 432 amino acids.